AUGGUGAAAGACGUUUUCGACAUCUCGUCCGAUGAGGAUGUUGCCCUUGAGCACCUCGGCUACCAACAAGAGUUCAAGCGCUCAUUUGGUUUAUUUGAUAUGGUGGGCUUUAGUUUCAGCAUUGUGACUUGUUGGACUGCGUUGAGUGGCGUUUUCAUCAUUGGCGUUGAGGCAGGUGGGCCACCAGUGAUGAUAUUUGGCUGGAUAGGAGUCUGCGUCAUCACAAUAUUUAUUGCCCUGGCCAUGGCUGAGAUGUGUGCAAGAUGGCCAGUUAGUGGAGGGCAAUACUCAUGGGUGGCUAUGCUAGCACCGCCCAAAGUAUCUCGACAAUUGUCAUACAUCACCGGGUGGUUCAUGCUGGUUGGUAUUUUGGCCAUGGGCGCAGUAAAUAAUUCUGUGGCGUCCAACUUCAUUUUAGGCAUGGCCAACCUCGUCUUCCCAGAGUAUACUAUCGAGAGAUGGCAUACUGUUCUUGUUGCAUGGGCCGUGGCAUUAUUGGCCCUCGCUAUCAAUAUUUUCGCUCCCCAUGCAUUACAUCGCUUGUCGAGGAUGAUUUUGGUGUGGAAUAUUGCAUCAUUCAUUAUCAUCAUCAUCACGCUUCUCGCGACUAAUGACCAUAAGCAGAGUGCAAAUUUUGUCUUUGGUGAGUUUCGCAACACGACUGGCUUGGGCGCGGCCAUGGCGACGAUCGUUGGCAUCCUCCAAAGCUUUUUUGGUAUGUGCUGCUAUGACGCCCCCAGUCAUAUGACGGAAGAAAUGACCCAUGCGAGUCGAGAUGCCCCAAAGGCCAUCAUUUUGGCCGUCCUCAUGGGUGCCGUAACUGGUUUCUUCUUCAUUCUUACCUUAUGCUUCUGCAUGGGUGACAUUGCUAGCACGGCAAACUCCACGACGGGAGUACCAGUGAUUCAAAUCUUUUAUGAUUCGACUCAAAGCAAAGCCGGAACCUGCAUCUUGGCUAGUAUGAUGACUGUGAUCAUUGUCGUCGCAUCCGUGAGUCUCGUGGCGGAAGGGUCCCGAUCUGUGUAUGCAUUCGCGCGCGACCACGGACUACCGUUCUCGAAAUUCUGGUCCAAAGUCGAACCGAAGCAGAAGAUACCUGUAAGUGCCAUUUGUCUGACUCUGAUCGUUCAACUGGCUCUGAACGCAAUCUACUUUGGCACCGUCACGGGGUUUGAAACUGUGAUAUCAAUUGCCACCACGGGUUUCUACGUGUCCUAUGGUCUUGUCCUGCUAGCAAGACUCCUUGGUUAUAUUUUUGGUCACUAUACAUCCACCUUCACCGGGCCAUACUCACUUCCCACGUCCGUCUCUAUCGGAGUCAAUACGAUCGGACUAAUUUUCCUCUCAUUAGGGUCAAUUACCUUCAAUUUCCCCAGUGAGGCUCCAGUCACCUCAAGUUCAAUGAACUAUACCUGUGCAGCAAUUGGACUCGUAACACUGGUGAGCUUUAUAACCUGGUUUACCACAGCAGCCAAACACUUUUCUGGACCUUCUGAUGUGAGGGACUUGGCGAUCUCACCUACAGGGGUAGAAGCUGCUUCAGAAGGGCAAUUGGCCGAAGAAAUAGAUUUCAAGCCAAGCCAGUAG
This is a messenger RNA of Penicillium verhagenii, 1587 nucleotides long. RefSeq lists its product as uncharacterized. Gene Ontology annotation, biological process: transmembrane transport; amino acid transport. The coding region runs from base 1 to 1587 and encodes 528 amino acids. Gene Ontology annotation, molecular function: transmembrane transporter activity. NCBI's taxonomy places the organism in Eukaryota, Fungi, Ascomycota, Eurotiomycetes, Eurotiales, Aspergillaceae. The record is from RefSeq and is a predicted model, not a curated record. The transcript is spliced from 5 exons. Gene Ontology annotation, cellular component: membrane.